AAAUCCAACGGAUGAGCGUCCCAAUCGGGCCGUAUAAACAAGGACAGGCUAACCACGACGCCUGGAAGCCCCGAUCCCGGCGCCGCCACCCCCGCUUAAACCCUAGAGCGGCGGCGGCGAUGGCUCCCAAGCGCUCGGCUCCACCUCCGCCCCCGGUUGCCUCCUCCGAGGAGACCGCCUCUGGUUCGGGCUCCGAGGAGGAGGAGGAGGAGGACGAGGAGGAGAUCGCCCACUCACCUCCUCCGGCCGCUCACAAGAGCAUUGCUCCGCCGCCGCAGAAGGACCAGGAAUCCGAAGCGUCCGAUGAGGAUGAAGAUGGCGAGGAGGAGGAGGAGGAAGAAGAAGAAGAAGAAGAAGAAGACGAGAAGGCCAACCGCGUGAUCCCUUCUUCGGCCACCAAGAACCCGCCUCCGCCGCCGCCGGCUCGCGAGGAAUCCGAGACCUCCGACGAAGAAGAGGAGGAGGAGGCGGACGACGAGAUGCCGCAGACGAAGCUCGCUCCAACUCAAGAGAUGGAGGCGAAGGGCGCAAAGCGGCCGAGCGCGCUGUUCCAGCGCACCUGGUCGACGGACGACGAGUUCCGCAUCCUGGAGGUCCUCGCUGCGCACCGCCUGGAGCACGGCAGGCUGCCCAAAAUAGACGUGCUGGCCAACGCCCUCGCUGGCAAGCUCGACAACAGUGGCUGCAGCCUCCCCGAGCUCCAGAGGAAGGUGAAGAGUUUGCAGAGCAGGAACAUCAAAGCGGUCAAGAAGGGCGUGCUGCCGAGCAAGGAUGAAGACCGCCGUCUCUUCGACCUCUUCAAGAACGUCUGGCCCGUUACGAAGGUGGCACCUACCAAGGUGGCGCCUACCAGUGGUGCUGGUAGGGAGCCUGACGAGAUGUGUGAGCUGUACCCAUACCUUGCGGAGGAGGUGAAGGCGCUUCAGAAGGCACACCCGGGCAUGUUCAAGCGGGAGUUCGCGAUGAUCGACGAUAGCAAGGCCCGUGCACUGGACGAGAAGAUCAAGAGGCAGAGGCAUGCACAGAUGAGACUGCAUCUGCGUCGCCUUGACCUGACCAAGGAAGUGACCAAGACACUCAUGGACCUGGCUGAGUGAUGGGAUGGACUGGGCUGAACAAUAGGCAUUCUAUUUUAUGGCAUUCAAAUGCAUUGAUGCGAGAUUACCAGCAAAUGUUGUAUCAUAUACUGUUGCAUUGUCAGUGUUAAGUCAGGAAGUGCCUGGAUGAUGUUCAGUUAUUCUUCUGUUUUGUUGUUGGUUCUGAACUUGGCAGGAUAACUUCGAAGUCUAAAUUUUGUCAGUCUAAGCUCUAGUAAUAUGGAAAUACUAUGUUAUUGUAGUAAUAUGGAAAAUACUAUGCUAUUCGGAA
Messenger RNA from Sorghum bicolor (sorghum), 1368 nucleotides. RefSeq names its product nucleolin. The transcript has a single exon. The coding region runs from base 12 to 1097 and encodes 361 amino acids. Gene Ontology annotation, biological process: regulation of DNA-templated transcription. The record is from RefSeq and is a predicted model, not a curated record. Gene Ontology annotation, cellular component: nucleus. Lineage: Eukaryota; Viridiplantae; Streptophyta; Magnoliopsida; Poales; Poaceae.